UUAACCUCUUCCUGUUAGAUGGGGAAGGAAAUAAGCUAGAUAACGUAAACUUAUAAGGGCUCACAUACCCCGAGAACAUCCUUAGAGAUUCAGUUAGCCUCCCAAAAUAUCCACAGCCUCUCUGAGACAAUCCACCUCCAGUUUCUGCUGACUCAUUCAGUCUGCACAAAGCAAUGAUGAGAGAACAUCUCAGCCGUGUGCUUAUCCUCCUGGUCAUCACAUCCUCUUUAAAAACAUUAAACUCUGAAGAGGAGCUAUGGGACACACAUUUUGGUUAUCCACCACCUCGACACGGACUAGCCCUACUUACUUGGUAUGUGAAAAAAUGCAUCGACAAUAACAUGGUGGCACUUUGCGACCCUGUGGCAGGAGUGUUUGGAUUCCACGUUUUCCACAACACUGGACGCCUGCUUCCCCCGCUGAAGGACAAACGCACAUAUGCAUACUUCACCAUAGGAAACCUUCACUAUAAGCAUGCGGAGGAUCUACCCUAUGAAGUGAGAAAAUACUAUGAUCCCCAUAAUAAAUUGAGCAACAUGGACAGAGUCAUUGUCAAACUCAACAUGAACAAAAAUAAAAUUGAGGAUAUUUACAUAUCAGAACACUAUAAUCCACCCAGAACCUUUAAUUUAGGGGAGAAUCUCAUUGAUAGUUUAAGGCAACUCCAGAACUCAUAACACAAAGCAUCAUUUCAUCAAAAAAUGAAUAAAAUGUAUGUCAAUUGAAACUUUUUUAAGAUUUUCAAAAUGUCCUUCCUUUGUUUCCCCACAGCAGACCCCUACAGUCUUUUUUUAGCAUUCUCAGUUUCGUAUUUUCAGGUGAACUUUCAUUUCUGAUUUGUUAUUCUGUGUUUCCCCAUUGUAAUUCCACUUCCCUGUUUUAUUCAUUUACAUUUCACUCUAAAAAAAAUGCUGGGUUAUUAUCAACAAGCCAGGGUUGGGUCAAAAAGGGAUAAACUUGGCCGCUGGGUUAAUUUAACCCAGAAAAUGUUUAUAUUUGACCAAACAAUGUGUUAAAACAAGCCAGCAUAGGUUAGAUAGGCCCCAACAUAUUGGGUUAAUCCCAUUUUACCAAAUGGUUUUAUCUGACUUUCAAAUGAGAAAGCAUUUAACGUUUUGUCUUACAUUUUGUCAUUUACCCCAUCAGUUGCCACAUAAAUAUAUUGUACUAUACUUCCAUUCAAGUUAAAUGUCUUUCUUCUUCAGAAAACCCCAAAAAUGUAUUGCUUUUUAUUAGGAAAUGCUUAAAUGGGGGGGUUAAUGGUAUUUCAUGUAUUCUGACUUAUUAAAGAGCACCUAUUUCAUU
Messenger RNA from Misgurnus anguillicaudatus (oriental weatherfish), 1305 nucleotides. RefSeq lists its product as uncharacterized. The record is from RefSeq and is a predicted model, not a curated record. NCBI's taxonomy places the organism in Eukaryota, Metazoa, Chordata, Actinopteri, Cypriniformes, Cobitidae.